UGGACUGGAGAUUAUAUUUGGAGAGUUUGUAAUGUUGUGGAGCCAAUCUAUCAAAAUUUCGUGACUAAAUUAUUGAAAUGUCUAAUAUUAUGGUUUGUCUCGUUUCUCUAAACACUUCAAGUUUUUUUAGUAGUAAUUGGAUUCAUCAAUUUUAAGAAUCUUAAGAUUUUACUUAAGAAAAGAUGGCGUCUAUGCAAAAAAGGCUUCAAAAGGAAUUGUUAGCAAUACAAAAGGAACCACCUCCAGGCGUCAGAGUAAAUCCCGAUAAUAUAGGAUCAAAUUUGACGCAAUGGACAGUUGAUAUGGAAGGAGCUGUUGGAACUCUAUACGAAGGAGAAAAAUUUCAGUUAUUGUUCAAAUUCACUCAAAAAUAUCCCUUUGAUUCACCAGAGGUGACCUUCAUUGGCCCCAAUAUUCCUGUCCAUCCUCAUGUAUAUAGCAAUGGGCAUAUUUGUCUCUCCAUUCUGACUGAAGAUUGGUCUCCUGCUUUAUCCGUUCAAUCUGUGUGCCUCAGCAUAGUCUCCAUGCUUUCCAGUUGUAAAGAAAAGAAACGACCCCCAGACAACACUUUGUAUGUAAAAACAUGUAGUAAAAAUCCUAAAAAGACUAGGUGGUGGUAUCACGAUGAUUCUGUCUGACAUCAUGUAAAUUAGAAGACAUUUUAAAUUUUGACACGCUUCUAUUAUUAUUGAAGAUCUAAGGACAAAAAUUCUCAAUCCUGUAUAAUCUUGCACCAGGAACUCCACUAUGCAAGGAUAAACAAGAAUGAGAGACAGUUAAAAGCUUUUACUAUUAUUAAAUGAAAAUAUAAGUGCGUUUGAUGAAUUCAAGCAAUUGUGAAAUGAUCAAGUAAAAAAAAGCUAGGAAACAAUUAUCUAUGCAUGUUGUCUUUGUGAUAUUUGUUUUAUUUAAGUAUUUAAUUAAUUUGAUAAUUUUACAAGCUCAUUACUCUUGCAUGUGUGUUCCCAUGGCGUUGAUUCGACUUAUUUCAAAAUACCUUGAAAUUGGGCGUAUAAUUAUGCAGCUUGUUUUAUGCUCUUUUUCAUAGUGAGAGAACUUUAUGGGAAAGUAAAUAAUUCAAAUUCUUGAAUUGACUACUGAAAUCGAUGCUUAAAUUAGUUAGUGUAAUAUUUAUAAGAACAAUUUUUUAUCACCCUAUAUAGGGAGUUUUCUGUGAUUAUUUUUUCUUAUUCUAAGAUUACUGGUGCUUAUAUCACCUUUUUUUUUCUUUUCAAAUUUGAUUUGUUAAUGAAAUUGUAUAUAUGCAUGUUUUUCCCAUUUUUUUUUCUUUGUGUUGUGUUUAAUGCUCAUUGAACAAAUUUAAAAUUAAGUUCUUGCUGAAUGCAAUAAAUUCUACAAAUCUUGAGGUAAAAAUCUGUACCUCAGAGCCAGACUAGUGUAAGCUCAAAAUCGUGAUGUGCCAUUUAUCAGUGCAUUGUAUGUACAAUCCUAUUCAGCAUCAAACUAAUGCGAACAUAAUUCCAAAAAAAAUGUCUUUGUCAUUAUUUUCCAGUGUUGAAAGAGUGCGUUUCUCAUCCUUUAACGUUUUCCCCCCCUCUCCUGUAAAGUAGCAAUUAUGUGACUUACGUUAGUCUGGCUCUGAGGUACAGAAAUAUGGUAUCAUAAACUAUCAGGAAAAAUAUUUAUAUAUUUCAGUUUACAAUAGAGCUUCCGAAUAAAAAAUAAUUGAAGAACUUCAACCUAAAGCCCAUAACUAAAACUAGAGCAGCAUUAUAGCACAUAAUAAAUCCCUGAUUUUUAAAAAGUUAUAGUAAAUCUUUUAUUUUUUAUUACCAAAUUUCCUGAACAUCUUAUUCAAUAAUUUCUUGCUUGUGUGCAGGUUUUUUUUUUGCUAUGAACAUAAUUUUAUGUAUGGUAAUAUAAUGCAUUUGUUUUGCAUUCUGAGCAAGUUUCAUUGCAAAAAUUAAAAUUAAGGUAUUCAUUCAUUAAUCAUCUUUUAGGGACAAAAUAGCUGUAAGGUCAUUCCAAAUUUUAGAUCUCAUAUUUCUGUGUCAAUCCAAAAAAAAAAAAAAAAAA
This is a messenger RNA of Uloborus diversus, 2037 nucleotides long. Its product is annotated as ubiquitin-conjugating enzyme E2 W-like. The transcript has 6 exons. NCBI's taxonomy places the organism in Eukaryota, Metazoa, Arthropoda, Arachnida, Araneae, Uloboridae. The coding region runs from base 183 to 638 and encodes 151 amino acids. The record is from RefSeq and is a predicted model, not a curated record.